Molecule: messenger RNA, 1439 nt
Organism: Cuscuta campestris
Lineage: Eukaryota; Viridiplantae; Streptophyta; Magnoliopsida; Solanales; Convolvulaceae
Source: the annotation of a GenBank genome assembly
AUUAGAAUAUAUUUAGAAUUAUUUGACGGUUAAUAUGAAACAAAAUUUAUUUUUUUCGUAAGUUUAUUUUAACUUUGUUGAUUUAUUGUUAUAAAGUUGUCAAUGGUUUGAGGUCUCAUCACUGCUUUAUGUGAUGUGUGUAAGUAAGUCAUGUUUAUGAAUUGAUCUUCAUUUAAAUUUUCUUUAAAUGAUUCAGGUUAAGUUCUCUAAUGGUUUGCCCCCACCUCCAUCUCGAAAAAAAAGAGAGAAACUUAUGAAGGUGGAACCACAACUAAAGAGGCUACUCCGAGGCUUAUAAUGCCAAAUUAGAAGGCAACUCUAGAAUCUCAGAUGGCACUAACGACAUUAGUGCAAAGAUUGACUUGCCUUGGACAAAAUUGGGGCUUUCAUCAAACGAUGUUGAUCGAGGUGGUCGCGCUAGCAUGCAGCACCCCGAUGGUGGCAGCAUGGAGGAUUUCUACCACUUGGUGUAAUCCCAACACCAAGAAUACAAAUCCCUUACAUUAAAGUAAGAAAACAAACCGCAACCGAGUAAUUCUCCCAACACGGAGUAGAUUGUUGCAAAUACAAUGAAACAUGAACUUCAGAUCCUUCAACAUUCCCAAGAAGACCGGUGCGUCUUCCUCUGCUAGCCCACACAACUCUUCUGCGAAGACUGUCCCGGUCCAACAAGAGACUGUUGAGAUCCAUUCUGAGGAGGAGACUCCUCAGACCGGGGAGGCUGCUCAGACUGGGAGGGUCCCGGUGAAUCCUCCUCCCAACAAAGGGAAAAGGAAAACGAGGACGAAGGAAGCGGCCACCACUCACCCGGCGGCUAAGAGAAAAAGGGAGGAGGGUGUCCCGGUCACCCAAUCACUCGGAGAGCUCUGGGUGAAAAUGGGACUAAAGCUGAAAGAGAUUGGUGAGGUUGGGCCUGAUGCCCUAGAGCAGCUCGCCGAGGAUUCUCCCUCCCGGGUGGCCGGGAAAGCGGACGCAGAGAUCCUCCGGCUGAAGGAGGAGAACUUGCAACUGAUGGGGGAGGUCUCCCAUCUAAAAGAGGAGGCUGAGCUGAAGGAGAAAGAGAUGCCCGGUCGAGCCAAGCAGUGGAUGGAGGAGAACCUGGUAGAAGCUGCCCGGGUACUUUCUUCUUCUGAGGGAAGGACCGGGGAAGGCUUUCAAUUGUUGUACCAGGAGCCUCUCGGAAAAGAAAUGAUUACCCAGAUAGGGUCUUUUGGCUUCAUGUCUGGCCAAAAGAGGGACCGGGAGGCUACCCACGAGAUCGUGGCUGAACGGGAUCCGGCGUUCUCUGCUGAAGCUUACGGCCUAGCCCCUAUCCCAGAUGAAGAGCCUGCUCCUCCCUUCCCCCUAGAGUAGAUCUCCCUGGCUGUGCCCGGUUAUCUCUUGUAACAUUUAAAACAUCUUCAUUUUCCCGGGUAUGCCCGGUGUACUUGUAAACAUUC